UAGGCAAUCUGCCUAUGGGAGCAGUGCCACGGGGCAGAGGCGGUGCUGGCUGGGACGGUGAUAACGGCGAUAUCGGAACCAGUCGGGGCCACUGCGUCAGUGCCGCACUUCUCACUGCCGGUCCGACGGCUCGGACUGACCUGAGGCUGCAGCGUCCAACCCUGGAGGAGCCCAAAGAAAGGCACAACCACGGCCGUUCGACGUGUCCCUGUGCUGCCCGGCGACGGCAGAGGCUCCACAAUGCGGCUGCUCCUGGUUGGAAAGACUGGAGGGGGGCGAAGCGCCACGGGGAACACCCUGCUGGGGCGACGCGUCUUCGAGUCCAAGCUGUCCACCACGCCGGUGACCCGCAGCUGCAAGUCAGCAACUGGGCACUGGGAUGGAGAGGACAUUGUGGUGGUCGACACGGCCGACAUCUUCCAUUUGUGGAAUGGCAGCAAUGAGGCGUGCAGGGAAAUCACCCACUGCAUCGAGCUGUCCUCGCCCGGCCCCCACGUGCUGCUGUUGGUCACCCAGCUGGGCCGCUUCACCCAGGAGGACCAGGAGGCCGUGCGGGGCGUGCAGGACAUCUUUGGAGUCGGUGUGUUCAGGCACAUGGUUGUUGUGUUCACCCGGGGAGAGGAGCUGGUGGGGGGAUCUCUGCAUAACUACGUGACCCACACUGACAACAGAGCUCUGCGCAACCUGAUCCAGAGCUGCUGGAAUCGAUACUGCAGCAUCAACAACCGGGCUUCCGGGGCAGAGCGGGACCAGCAGGUCCAGCAGCUGAUGAAUAAGGUCCGCGAAACCGUGCGGGAGAAUGAGGGAAGGUACUACAGCAAUGAGUUGUACCUGGAUCCCUUUUUAACAGAAGAGAAAGUGAGGUAUCACAUGGAGAAAGCAGCCAGACCGUGGGGUGUGCUGCUCGACUCCUUGUCAUACAGGAGAGUCCUUACAAAAUGUGGGAUAAUUCUCAUUGUCAUUGCUUUGAUUUUCAUCUUUGUCCUUAUUUGGUGGAAGAGAUGAAUGGCUGAAUCCCAUAAUCCACAGCCCCCCAGUAUCAGAAUCCCAGAACCCUGCAGCUCUUGGGGCCGCAGGCAUCGCUCCAUCCCCACCCACUGCCAUCCCCCAGCACCCGCUCCCCAGGGCUGCGUCCCUUUGGCAAAGAGCCCGCCAUCACGCAGUGCAGCCGCUGUGGUGCUCACCCACCCACACAGCACCCCAAAACCUUCAUAGUGUCCCCAGUUGAAGGGGACCCACAAAGACCACUGAGUCUUCUCAUGACUCCCAAACCCCAACCCUAUAUCUGAGAGAGAUGUCCCAGUGCUUCAUGAGCUCCGGCAGCUCAGGGCUGUGACUGCUGCCCUGGGGAGCUGCUCCAUGUCCACCGCCUUCUGGGCACAGCCUUUCCCUUACCCCCACCCAACCCUCCCCUGACAGCUCCAUGCUGUUUCCUUGGGCCCUGCUGCUGUCACAGAGAGCAGAGCUCAGCGCAGCCCCUCUGCUCCAUGUGAGGAUCUGUAGGGCCAUGAAUUGUCAUCAAGAAGUGAAGGCAAAGUGUCCUGUACGUGUCCCUUGGGUUCCUUGAGGGCUGAUUACAUGCUGAAACCAACACCCAUCUCUGCAGAAAGGUGAUUAGAAUGAGCCAGCUGCUAUCCCCUCCCAAAUGCAGAGUCUUGGAGCCCCUUGUAUGCCUGCCCAAAGAUGUAUCAGAGUACCCAAUUAGAGACUGUAGAGAGAUGUAAUUUUGUAAACUGCCAUGUAAGGAAAACUGCACUUCUGUUUGGGGCUGUGCUUGCUUUUGGGAAGGAUCACCAAACACCUGAUUGUGCACAGAAAUAAAACAGAGACCUCUGUUCUGCAUCA
Meleagris gallopavo (turkey) is the source of this 1845-nucleotide messenger RNA. Its product is annotated as GTPase IMAP family member 1-like. Lineage: Eukaryota; Metazoa; Chordata; Aves; Galliformes; Phasianidae. The record is from RefSeq and is a predicted model, not a curated record. Gene Ontology annotation, molecular function: GTP binding.